AGACCGCAGACAUCACUGCUUCAGCUUCCAAGCUCCAGCCUCCAGCUCGCCUGCAGGAGAUCGAAUUCCACUCCCUACACCUCCACCUCCACCUAUACCACUCGUUUCGCCGCACAUCUCGCAACAUGGCGGCCCAGAACUCAGCAGGCAUCCAGACACUGCUCGACGCCGAGCGUGAGGCGCAAAAGAUUGUACAGAAAGCCAGAGAAUACCGAACGAAGCGCGUAAAAGACGCCCGAUCGGAAGCGCAAAAGGAAAUUGAAGAAUACAGAAAUUCAAAGGAAGAGGAGUUCAAGUCAUUCGAGUCGCAGCACACAUCAGGCAACAAGAAGGCCGAACAAGACGCCGAGAAGGAAACCGAAAAGUCACUCAGCGAGAUCAAGGGGAUUGGCAAGAAGACGGGACCCAAAGUCGUGGAUGAUCUGUUGAAGGCUGUUAUGGAUGUGAGACCCGAGGUGCCGAAUCGGGUGGAUCAGCCCUCAGCGUAAGAAGUGGAAGGAAGCAGCACGAGGCAUGCAUGAUACGGGUGAAGUAUACGAAAAAGUUUGGGCGAGGUUUAUAGGCAUGAGAUGGGAUGGGAUGAGAUUUUCGAUACCACCACUAUGAACCAAGAGCCACACGAACACGCACAGAGAACUACACUUCAUUACCCAAGUUCUGAGUGUUUCCAAGUGCUGAUAUUCAUGGAUCGCCCCGAAUCGGUGAGCAACAGAUCACCACGGGGAGGUUGCCAACCUUGGGCGAAGCACACUCUACCCACAUGUACCUUAUUCCAUGCAUGCAAAUAACAUGAAAAAGAAAACAGCCAUCCUACCCC
Messenger RNA from Sphaerulina musiva SO2202, 817 nucleotides. RefSeq names its product vacuolar ATP synthase subunit G. Gene Ontology annotation, biological process: proton transmembrane transport. Gene Ontology annotation, molecular function: proton-transporting ATPase activity, rotational mechanism. Gene Ontology annotation, cellular component: vacuolar proton-transporting V-type ATPase complex. The transcript is spliced from 6 exons. The coding region runs from base 126 to 488 and encodes 120 amino acids. The record is from RefSeq and is a predicted model, not a curated record. NCBI's taxonomy places the organism in Eukaryota, Fungi, Ascomycota, Dothideomycetes, Mycosphaerellales, Mycosphaerellaceae.